AAUUAUUUUUUGCUGUCCGAUAAAUUAGAAGAUAUACGGUAGCCUCCUUCUCAAGGCCUAAACAAUUAGCGGCCUGGAAUCGAGGCUAGAACAUCAACAAAGUCAGAGUGUCAUUACAAAUUGAACAUGACGCGACGAGUGUAUUGGAGAUCAUUACAAUCUUUCUACUUCUCAUAAACCACUCAAAUACACUUUGUGAAGAAAAAGCGAACCCAUCAAUAGGGGACUUAUGCCUAGACCGGAAUAACAGUUUUCAAGGGACGCCUCUAUUGCUGGUGUACUACAUAGGCAACCUUCAGCCAGCUAAAUGGGGGACCAUAUGUGAUGAUGAGGCUGAUAAAGCAACUGUUACCACCAUGUGCCAACAACUUGGAUAUGAUGUGGAAUAUUCUAGUAUAAAGGUACACUGGGAUAAGAAUGGUAUUGACCCCUGGUUCACCAAGGUGAUGUGUGACAGCAAAAAAACAAAUAUUCUGAGAUGCAACACCAUCCCACCAAAUCCAAAUGAACUCGGCUGUUCUAAACUCUACUUACACUGUGGAUCUGAUGAAAGCUGGAACAAGGUGCCAAAUGAAGGUUACAUUGGACAAGUGCUGCUACUACAUCCCAAGAAUACUGCUCCAGGUCAUCAAGUUUCGUUUGGACUGGUGCUCAUUUACAUGUACCGUAAUGGCUAUAGUUCGUGGGGUAUUAUUACUCAGGACCCAACACAACCAUUCACACUCAAUGCUGCUAACUCAGUAUGCAGGCAGAUGGGGUACACUGAAGCUGACCAUAUCACCACUGCAAAGAAUUCAAACUCUCACUAUGAUCCCACAAGUCUCCAACACAACGCUUGGCUUCGCAGCAUCCACACGAGCGAUUGUAUGGUUACUUCUGAGCCUUGUUUCAGCUGUUGUUUCAGCUGGCCUACUACUCCCUUGUGUAGCGUAGAUACUUGUUUGUUUGAGGACGGUAUCGUUUUGAAAUGCUUGUUUGAUAAAAGCAAAGAGGACUCGCCUAUUUAUUCGGAAGGAAACGAAGAGUUGUGUCAGAUCACAGGUUAUAGGCAACCUAUCUGUACAGGCACUCGUGCAGUUACUGGCACAGACUCGUGAUAAUCAUCAGUAUCCAUGGGAUAAUGCAUUUAUUGCUUAGCAACCAAAAUGCAUUGAAUCUGCACAUGCGCUGCAUGCGGUUGCUUUGUCAACCAGAAGGAUGUGUAGCAACAAAAUUGAGUUCUCCCAGUUGAAGACGAGUUUAAGAGAAAGAAAACGGCUAAAAGACAAAGAAAUAAGACUCUAGAACACCAGGAGAGCUUGCAGAAGGCUACUAAAAGAUUUUGUAGAGAACAGACAAGAAAAAAGACAAGAAAAACGUUGACAACCAGCAACCCGUUUUGAAAAUGGAUAGUUCUGAAGGAUAAACAACAUGUGCUUGCUUUCUAUCAUGCUCCAGUGUAUCAGAAGAGGAAACAUGGACCGCUAUAGCAAAAGAAAAGUGACAACCGUUUUGAAGAAAAAACGACUUACAAAAGCCUGAACAGGCUUAAAUGCAUGGUGGUGCAGUACACUUCUACAUGUGCAAUAUUCCGCUCAAAGCACUCAUUCCCUAGCCUCUACACAGGCUCUCCUUUUUCUUUUCUCUGUUCCUGGCCUUAUCACAAUCAUUCAAUAAGAUAAAAUACUGUAUUAAUCGUUCAAUGAGAUAAAAUACGGUAUUAAUUGGAGGAAUAAAGAAAGAAAUAGACGUAGAGUUAGGAAAAAGGAGAGCCUGUAUCGGGAAGUCGUGCAAAGGUACAUGUAGAAGGGUAAAAAUGAGCGUGGGCAUGCAGUGCUGGAGAUGUUGGACUGCCCACGUAGAGAUCUAUGACUAAUAAAACCAUAGAUUAGAGGUGAUCUAUGAUAAAACUUUGCUAGCAGCAAGCUGGACAUGGACUUGGAACUGGAAGUUUGCCAGCACUAGCUAGCUAUACCUUAGGCUUAGCUAGAUCUACUAGACUACUAGUCUAGAUUGUGUGUUUAGACAAUCACCACCUUAUGUUUCUUGUGUCUUUCUAAAUGCUAGAUCUAGUCAUUAUAUCAUCUAGUAAGAAGCCACUAGAUCUGGCCACGCUGGUUCCCUGAUCUGACUUGCAGCACAGCUAGUCUCGAAUACCAGCCGGUUCUCAUUGUAAGUGUGGGCGGGAGAGAACCGUCUGGUGACUCUGGGCAGAACGUUCUGUCAGUCAGGAAUGUAAUCAUCCUGGUAUUCGAGACUAGCUUGGUGGUUGUCUCAGUACAGUCUGAAUGCGUGGGAGAAUACCUUACGUCACGAUUGUGGGCUACAUAUCGCCCACGUUCAUAAAAAUCCUUGUGGAUCACGCGAUUUCCCAAACCAGGCCUUACUUUUCUUAAUUGUACGCACAUUUCUUUCUUUGCUGCCUCAUUUUGUCUUCUACCUCGAUUUAUAUGGAUGAACAAUGACAACAGCAAGAAAAAGUAAGGCCUGGGAACGAGGCUACUCAUUCCCAACACUGAUGCCUGUUGUUAAAUAUGACUGCUAAACUGAACACUGACAACCUCAUGACCCUCAGCCUCACUGCAAAAGAGCAUCAGAGAGCAUCAGAACACAUGAAAAGAGACUGAUAAACAUUGCAUUGCAUGAUCACAAGUGUGUAAAUUAUUGUUUUUCUUGUUCUCUCACUGCUGAAAACGUUUCAUAUUCUAAUUAAGAAUCACUUCCUAGUGAAUAACAAGUGUGCAAUUAUACUUCCGGAUGCAUGUGCGAUAUGGAAAAAUAUCUGCACACUUGAUGAUGAGUCGCUUCCUGUGCAAUUUGAAUGUAAAAUGCUGAUGUCAGCACUUAUUAAAAAGCAAUAAUACGUAUAAGUAUAACCAUAACUCUGUCU
Messenger RNA from Halichondria panicea, 2869 nucleotides. RefSeq lists its product as uncharacterized. The transcript has 8 exons. Gene Ontology annotation, cellular component: membrane. Bases 357 to 1097 code for a protein of 246 amino acids. NCBI's taxonomy places the organism in Eukaryota, Metazoa, Porifera, Demospongiae, Suberitida, Halichondriidae. The record is from RefSeq and is a predicted model, not a curated record.